Messenger RNA from Schizophyllum commune H4-8, 3360 nucleotides. RefSeq lists its product as uncharacterized. The transcript is spliced from 6 exons. The record is from RefSeq and is a predicted model, not a curated record. NCBI's taxonomy places the organism in Eukaryota, Fungi, Basidiomycota, Agaricomycetes, Agaricales, Schizophyllaceae. The coding region runs from base 1 to 3360 and encodes 1119 amino acids.
AUGCUCUCACGCGCCCUGCCCACGUCGAUGAGCAUCGCCCAACCGCCACGGGAUACGGGCCUUGCAUUGACCUCCAUUCACGAAGCUGUUGCUUCGUGCCCUUGCGAUCUUGCCAAAGUUACGAGCGACACUACCAGGCCCUGGAUUCCCGCGAUGCAAGGUCACAUAGGCUGCACGCAUGCGCCCUUCUUGAGCGCGUUUCUGAGCUUUCUGCCGAAUGGUCUAUCGGAUAAUCCAUCCGACUUUCGUCCGCCCACUGCCAGGGAAGCCUCUGUCCAAGGACCAUCUCGGGGCGGAUCAGUGCAGCGGAGGAGCUGGACUCAGGGCCCUAUACCUCAGGGCCCGGGCCUGACGCCGACACAUGCGAGUGACUCGAUGACCAGUAGACCCAAGAAGAAUAAGGGCCCGCGUCCAUGUGUCAUCUGGGAGCCAGCUUCCAGGCUGAACAAAGACAUCGCCCAGGUCUUUCUCAUGGGGACUUUCUCCAAAACCCCUCCUCAUCACCUCUCCGACGCCAUCAAGGACUUCUUCGUGGUUGUCUAUACCCCGAUGACCACUACCGAGGGCGCACCUGACUGGGAUCUUCUCCCGCAUAUUCACUCGAGUCCUUGCUGGGCGUCGCAAGCCACUCAGUAUUUGAUCCCUCUUGUAGUUCCGGUACGCGCCAACAAGCUACAGCAAUAUUACAACAAGGGCAUGGACCAAAACAUCUACGCGGCCGGCAAUUGCGCAUAUAUCAACGAAGAGUCGUUGCGCAAGCUGACGUGCCUCAGCGAGAUCAUCCAAGCGCGCCUGUCGCUGAUGAUAUCCAGAGGCACGACUGCUCAAGAAGCCGUGCAGGCUUUCCUGCGUGAUAUAGGUCCGCGCUUUGAUCCGGCGACUGGCUCGAUGCCCUCUGCUUCGACUGUUUCGACCGCAUCCUCGCAUAAUAAUCAUCCUGGGAGCAUGCGCGCCGGGCCGUCGAUUCCGAGCACAGCAGGCCAGCUCAAGCCCCCGCGAGCGCCAGCAAGGCCCGUGCAGCCCAAUGUCAGCUAUUCGAGCAUCGCCAAACGAGCGACGCAGAGCGGGGCUAGUACGCAUUCGACAGCGAGUGCUCGUCCAAGGCCCGAGCGACAGGCAACGAUACGCCCCGAGCGGCAGGAGACGAGUAGGCCGGCCCGGGAGCGACAGGCGACGGUUAUGCCGAACCGGCGAAAGGAGACGGAGACGACGAAAAUUGAGGGGAAAUCGACGGAGACGGUGGCAGGGCAGCUGGCGCCAGCACCAGCGGUCAAACAAAGAUCACCGAGCGUGAAAUCUAACGCGUCGUCGACCAUAAGCAGAUUGCUUGAGACGCCGAAAAGGAAGGUGCGAGAACUUGUGGGGAUGGGACGCCGAACUUCGGGAACGCUCGCAUCCAUCGUCUACCUCUCAUCCUGGGCCCACUCCUGCGUCGCUCACAGCGUAUAUCUCGACGAUGGACUCGGGUUCUCUUCGCCAGCGAGACUUACCCUUCGAUCGGACACUCAGAAGCUCUACCUCUACGAGGUCCCUCUCGGUCACAGCCAGCCACAAAGCAGCCCUUUGCAACGAGGGAGCAUCAUGCAGAUCGAUGCACAUUUCUUGGCGGCACUGAAAGGUCUCAUUACGAAGGAGGAGCUUGCUCUUCAUUCGAAGCGAAAUGCUAACUUAAGCCCAUUCUUUCCACCGCGCAAGCGCAAGGGUUCCCGCCCUUGCAUCAUAUGGAACAUCCACGACGGGCCUGAUGAUUUGGUCGACGUCUUUCUCAUGGGAACGUUUGAGCACGUCGAGCAUUAUCAUUCACUCUCGCCGGCCCUUCGACACUGGGUAAUCACUAUCUACCGAAGAUCCCAUCGUGAAGACUGGAAUACUCUGAUGCACGUUCACUCGAGCCCGGAAUGGACGUCGGAUCCGUCUUGGCUUAUUCCUCUUGCGGUCACCGUUCCUGCCGAUCGUCUGCGGGAGCAUGACCGGGACGGACGCUGCUCCUACAUCAACCAACACCAACUGGACGUACUCGCAAAGAUCCACCGUCGGAUGCAGAGAGAAUAUGACACCAUCUUGCAAACCAGUACGAUACGGGAGCUUUUCUCCGGCAGACUGCUUGAUGACACCCGCAUUGUAAGUCGCCUCGCGCUAUCGACUUGGUUCGGUGCUUACUUCAUGACGCCGCAGAAGUUCAUCAUGCACAAAGACAGCCCAUUGUACGACCGGCCCUCGAAUUUUGCAGCCUUAGGCCAGCAUUCCGUUUGGCUAUCCAAUAACAGCUCUCUCAGCCUCGCGCCAACAUCCAACGACAUGCAGCCGCCCAACAAGCGCAGGCGACACGAGGGAAUAGAGCCCGCAGAGCACAACUCCGGUGUCGGGCGUGGCUGGAGGGGCGCCUAUGAGCGCGGUGGGGGGAAUGCUAGCUCGCGGCGCGGCGCCAGUCGCUCGCGCGAUCAUGGUCCGCACCCCCGACGCGCGAACGGAGGUUCCACGACUUCGCUCAACCGUAACUCGGCUGGCCACCGGAGCACCACAUCUCUGUCCUCGCACUCCUCGAAUGUCUCGCAAGUCUCCCGCGUCUCCCGCGUCUCGCACGUCUCGCAGGCCUCGCAGGCCUCGCAGUCCUCCAGCCACUACUCGACCGCGCAGUCUGAGGCAUCCGGUCCUAAUAUCCGAACUCGCAAUGUGUCUGGCGUAUCGAGUGAGUCUGCUUUCUGGAGCGGCUCUGGCGACCUGAAUGGUGCACGCGAGCGACGGGAGUCAGGCGCGCUUGAGCGGGGCGGGUCAAGCGUGCGGGCCGACAAGCGCAAGCGUUCCCCGCCCGCGACCCCCGCGACCCCCACACCGCCCCCGACGCAUGCACCCUGGCCGCAGACGCCUGCACCACCGAGGGUGACGCACCUCGACCAUCACCUUCCGGAGCAGGCGUCCUUCGCAUUCCCGUCACCGCCGCCGCUACGUCUGACCCUCCCGGAGCCCCCAGAGAAGCCACUCGCGCCCCCGGAGACGCCGCGAAAGAAGCGCGCGACCGCGGAGGUGCCGGGCCUGGUGCUCACGUCGCUCAAGAAGCUGUCGCCUCCGAGCCUGAAGAGCUUCGGGCGGCGGCACAGCAGCAGCAAGGAGAACGCGGAGACCCCGACGCGGGAGCGCGGCGACCCGCUGUCGCCCCAGGAGCCCAGCCUUCGGCGCACGUCGAGGGCGAACAGCCUGCGCUCCUCCUCGAGGCCGAAUAGCACGCCGUCGUCGCCCAACAGCAGCAAGGUGGCGGCCCUCAAGUCGCCGCUCGUCAAAGUCGCGCAUCUCCUACGCGUCGGCGGUGCCACCCACAGUCGCCCGGAGUCGAGUGCGCCUUCGGGGGAUAGCCGCGAUUAG